AUGAAUGAUGACUUCCAUGCCAUCAAUGUCACAGGAAACAGAUUGACACUGCGCAGCAAUACAAACCUGGGGAUAUUCAGCAAGGGACGGUCUUCUUCAACAACCAAUCACCACAUAAACACCUCGGCAACUGCUCUUGCAAAGGCUGCACCAAGCGUCAAGUUCCACAAAUAUGUCGCAGAAUCGGACCUUGCCUUCUCUGAGAUGAAAUUUCUGCGUCGGAGGAAUAAUCUCAGCCCGUAUCCCACCUCUACCGCCAGAGACACUCUGGAUGGACAGCAUGAGAGAGAGUACCAUCCACGAGAGCAACAGUUCGAUGAUCCUGCGCAUGACUCUAAGCCCGACGCUUCCUACUCGAAAAAAAAGGUGCUUGGUAUGAAACGCCAACUUGACUCCUCAGUCACACCGCUGUUCACAUUUGAAGAGGCCCCUGGCAGCGAGUUUUCCCCUGUUUCCAGCCACUCUCGGGGUGUUUCCCUGGAGCCUCGCAACAAAAGAAGAAAGAUAUCAGAAGAAUCUUCAUCUAUUCCAUACACUUGGGAUGAAACCGAGGUGGACAACACGGAACAAAGCCAUGCCCUCGAACAACACCUGCUGAACCUACUGCAUGUCGGAGUAUAUCCGCAAGUGUUAUGCUCUGAGAUUACAAGCACCGCCUUGGUCAGACGGUAUUGGAGUCUCGCUGAACUAUGGGCACUGUUAGAAGAGAGAAAGGCAUCAUGGUCGAACGAAGCUGGCAACAAAAAGCGAGCUUCACCCGAACCCAACACGGAGCAGCUAGCUACAGCCGAAGCCGAAUCCGCUAUACAGGAGGUCCACGAGGUCCCCGAGCUCGAUACAACAGACCCUGUGGAACUUAUCAAUGUCGAUAGUAUUGAAAACGGAAUGUCCAAGAAAGUCCCGGAUUCGAACGUCACUUGUGAAGCCGCUUGCAGUGUGAGCAACAAUCUAUCACCGCAACCACCUUUAGUUCUCGAGCAAGAGCAAGAGCAAGACGGAUCAUGUCAAGCUUCAGAUAAACCGAACUGUCUAGAUCUCCAGGCUAUCAAGACACUAGAAAGCCAAGAUCGGUUCAUAGACAUCUUGAAUGAGGAUCAGUGUGAGCCUUUGCCCCAGGAAUCGACGGAGAAUGAAGUUGUUUUCCCUGCAUCCGUACCAGAGGUCGAACAGCCGCAUAUUUCUGACAUCGAGGUUUAUGAGCUGGGUCGGGUCGAUGAUGAUGAUGUGUUCUAUCGCACGCUGGAUGCUGCUUAUUCCGCCAUCGUGCGCCCUGGGGUUGCAGCAGAAGUUGCAUCAGAUUUACAGCAGUUACUUGAAUCCCCGGAACUAAACGCCACUGAUCUUCCGAAUAGCCCCGAGUCGACUAGUAUUCGGCACUCCGAUAUUCCUACCCGGAAGGUAGAGCUAGGGCAUUUGGCAACGGUCUCCCAAGAUGCCACACAAGAACGAUUUGAUGAAUGGCCGUCUGAGCCUUCUUGUCAACUGAAACUACCAACCAGUCAUUUCAAUGAUCCUUGUGUUGAACUGAAUAAUGAUAUGCCGUGGUUGACUGCAGGAUACGGCGAGUCACAACCGCGUGCAUCAACUGAAAUCGAUGCACGACAGAGUCAAGCUCCAGAAUUAUCUGAUUUCUGGCGGCAGAACAAACUCUAUUGA
Messenger RNA from Penicillium griseofulvum, 1656 nucleotides. RefSeq lists its product as uncharacterized. The transcript has 2 exons. The coding region runs from base 1 to 1656 and encodes 551 amino acids. Lineage: Eukaryota; Fungi; Ascomycota; Eurotiomycetes; Eurotiales; Aspergillaceae. The record is from RefSeq and is a predicted model, not a curated record.